Exophiala xenobiotica is the source of this 2059-nucleotide messenger RNA. RefSeq lists its product as uncharacterized. Gene Ontology annotation, cellular component: nucleus; cytosol. The record is from RefSeq and is a predicted model, not a curated record. NCBI's taxonomy places the organism in Eukaryota, Fungi, Ascomycota, Eurotiomycetes, Chaetothyriales, Herpotrichiellaceae. Gene Ontology annotation, biological process: glycosaminoglycan biosynthetic process; polysaccharide biosynthetic process. Gene Ontology annotation, molecular function: UDP-glucose 6-dehydrogenase activity; NAD binding. Bases 1 to 1950 code for a protein of 649 amino acids. The transcript has 3 exons.
AUGGACUUCGUCCCUUCGCUCGUUGGAACUUCCGACGACAGCUCUUCCAAUGAGUCUACCGGUCUCCUCACCCCCGAUAGCAGUCCAUUGUUUCGUCCUUCACAUCCCAAGGAUACCUUUGCGACGCGCAUUGCCCAGAUUCUCGAUGACUCGGAACCCCGUCGACAGGAAACGCCCACAAAACACGCCGAUGACCUGGUGGCGUCGGGCGAUGCGACUGUGCCAACCACCAGCCAUGUCAAUAGAAUAUGUGUGAUUGGCGCUGGCUACGUCGGCGGACCUACUGCCGCAAUCUUAGCCAUGCACAACCCAUCAAUCCACGUGGAGGUUUUGGAUAGAGACCAAGGCCGAAUCAGGAGAUGGAAGUCAGGUCACCUUCCCAUUCAUGAGCCAGGGUUGAGCAACAUUGUUCGACUGGCAAGAGAUGGCGGGCUCCGAAGCGACUCGCAAGAAAACAACGGCCUGGUGACGAGACGCGACCCUAACCUCUUCUUUACCUCCGACACCCCAAGGAGCAUCGCUGAGGCCGAUAUGAUCUUUCUUGCGGUCAACACCCCCACCAAGACGUCCGGAGUGGGCGCAGGAAGAGCGACGAACAUGACUGCUCUGGACGGCGCCGUCAAGGAUAUCGCGGUGUAUGCCAAAGCGGGAACCGUCAUCGUGGAAAAGAGUACUGUACCUUGUGGAACGGCUCAGCGCAUCAGGCGAACACUUGACUCGCUCCGACCUGGCGUACCGUUCGAGAUCUUGUCAAACCCGGAGUUCCUCUCCGAAGGCACAGCCAUCAAAAACCUCAUGAAACCUGAUCGCGUUAUCAUUGGCUCCGCAGACACGCCGUCCGGCCACCUUGCAGCGGACGCACUGGCAAGUCUUUACGCUGCAUGGAUCCCCCAAUCCCAAAUAGUCCAGAUCAAUGCCUGGUCGUCCGAACUGUCGAAGCUUGUUGCAAAUGCAAUGCUAGCCCAACGAAUCAGUAGUAUCAAUUCCAUCAGUGCCAUUUGCGAAGUUACAGGAGCCAAUGUCGAUGAGGUUGCGAGGUCUGUUGGCUUGGAUGCCCGAAUAGGACCCCAAUUUCUGAAGGCCGGCAUCGGAUUUGGGGGCUCCUGUUUCAGAAAAGACAUUGCAAGCCUGACUUAUCUCGCGGAGUCGUUGGGGCUUGAGGAAGUGGCCGAAUACUGGAGUCAGGUCAAUGCACUCAACGUAUCGCAACGGCGCCGCUUUGCGAGAAGGGUUCUCAGGCGCUUCAACGAGAACUUGGUCGGCAAAAAGAUUGCUUUGCUGGGAUUUGCCUUCAAAAAGAACACCGGGGACGCCAGAGAGUCGCCUGCUGUGGAUGUCAUCAGGACUCUACUCGACGAACAGCCUGCAGAGGUCGCCAUUUUUGACCCCUACUGCAUUGAAGAAGACAUUUUGAGAGAGAUUCGUACCCUUGUGGCGACGGAUGAUCUUGUGAUUAACACCAGUCGUGUCAAGGUCUAUUCCGAUCCUUAUCAAGCUUGCUCGGAAGCAAACGCGAUUCUAGUGAUCAACGAUUGCGAUCAGUUUCGGAAUCAAAUACCAAGACGACGAACGGGGAGUGCGACGGCUCAGAUGACACCACUCGAAAAGACUUUUGAAGAAGGCAGCGUUUUGGAAGCUGAUAUGCUCUCACUGGCCAGUGGAGCGGGGCCAACAUCUCAACCAGAAGAUGAUUAUUUGACGAGCCUCCUUUUCAAGCUUGGACCGGCUCCGUCGUGUGCACUGGAAUGUCCAGAUUGCAAGUUGAAGUCCAGAGGUCCAGUCUCCAAGGAACCUGUUGAGUGGGCGCGCAUCGUGUAUAACAUGAAGGAGCCGAAGUGGGUGUUUGACGGCCGAGGUAUCUUGGACGUACCGGAACUCGAGAAGCUAGGCGAUGUGAAAGUGGAUGUGGUUGGGCGAUGGCGGGCAGAAGACGGCCAGAGGAGCUGGUGAGCAGGGUUUCGCGUCUUCUGACCCUUUUAAAUUGAUGGUUUCUGCAUUUCACGAGCUGGCCGUUGCUGGCGCUAUUGUUGUCGUUGGCUACCCAGGCGUUUGUCGUGGC